GUUGAGGAAGGACAACAGUCAUCCGUAACACAUAUCUCCUGCUGCUGCUUUGCUGCUUGGUCUGUAGCUGGCUGUGGAGCUUCUAGACUCUCUGAUCUUGGUGCACUUAGGCAGGCCUCCCCUACUACUUAAAAAUGUGGUCAAGUCAGAGGAAAUGGAGGAAGUACAAAUCCCCACUUGAAUUUCCUUUGGAGGCCAAGUACAGGCCUAUUCUUGAGAGCACUUUCCCCAUAGACCCCAUGAGCAGGUUCAACCUGAGGAGGGGUUCCCCACAGGAGGAGUUCCCCUACCUGAGGGACAACCACACUCUAAUGGCUGAAAUCCUCACCCUGCACCUGUACACACGACAGUUCAACCGUGCCACAGAAAGUGGAGUCAUCUUCGACGAUAUCAUUCGACCUGGCUUGGAAGAACCUGGUAAGCCCACAGAGCCCAAGUCAGUGGGCUGUUUGGCAGGCGAUGCCCAGUCCUACAUCCUCUUCUGUGACUUCUUUGACCGCAUCAUUGAGGCAUAUCAUGACUACAAAAUGACCAGUACGCAGGAGAGUGACUUCAACAGCGGCAACCUAAAGGGGGGCGAUGACUUGGACGCUGCCUACGCUGUGAGCUGUGAGAUCCGAGCGUCUCGUUGUGUGGAGGACUUCUGCUUCCCAAUGCACUGCAGCAGGGCAGAGCGCCGGGCACUGCUCGCACUGGCAGAGAAAGCUCUGACCAAGUUAUCUGAGGAGUUCCCAGGCAAGCUGUACUCCAUGGAGCAGCUGAGCCAAGAUGGCGACGGAAAGGGCCUGGCCAUGAUGAGCCCCUCCCCUGCCAUGUGCAAGAUUGGAGUGGCCCGCGACUGGCCCAGUGCCAGGGCUGUGUGGGUGAGUGAGGACGGACAACUGGUCAUAUGGGUCAACUUUGAGGACCAUCUCAAACUUGAGUGUGCCAGGACAGAUGCCAAUCUCCAGCUGGCAUUUGACUGCAUCUGUGCCAACCUGCUGAGGCUGGAGAAGCUGUACAAAAGCCUCCGGCGCACGUUUGUGUGGAAGGAGCACCUGGGCUGGGUGGUGAGCUCUCCUGGCGAGGUGGGCACGGCCUUAAAGGCCAGCGUCACCGUCAAGCUGCAGCACCUGCCCGGCCACAAGCGCCUGGAGAAUGUCCUGGACAGACUGCGCCUCCAAGUGACUCCUUCUGACAAACCUGGGCUGUACAUAGUGACCAACACGCCGACCAUUGGCUUCACGGAAGUGGGUGUGGUCCAGCUGGUGGCGGAUGGCGUGAAGCUGCUCAUCCGCAUGGAGAAGAGGCUGGAGAACCACGGUGGAAUAGACGACCUCGUACCUGCACACAAACUCAGUGGCUACACAGACACACAGCUACACGUUUAAAUGGACAAGAUACACUAGGAGUCCUGUGAUGACAACAAAGUUGAUGCCGGUCAUGUGAAAGUGGUCUUCAUAUGUGUUUUAAAAACAACGGGGGCCUUGUAGUGGAACAGCAAGUGGUGAAUUACAAUACGCAUACCUCAAAUUCCCAAAAUAAAUGACCUUUCUCACCA
Molecule: messenger RNA, 1540 nt
Organism: Sardina pilchardus (European sardine)
Lineage: Eukaryota; Metazoa; Chordata; Actinopteri; Clupeiformes; Clupeidae
Product: zgc:172076
Exons: 9
Coding region: 135-1370 (411 amino acids)
Biological process (GO): phosphocreatine biosynthetic process
Molecular function (GO): creatine kinase activity
Source: RefSeq, a predicted model, not a curated record